Molecule: messenger RNA, 3863 nt
Organism: Scatophagus argus
Lineage: Eukaryota; Metazoa; Chordata; Actinopteri; Scatophagidae
Product: prolyl 4-hydroxylase subunit alpha-1-like
Exons: 15
Coding region: 226-1920 (564 amino acids)
Biological process (GO): peptidyl-proline hydroxylation to 4-hydroxy-L-proline
Cellular component (GO): endoplasmic reticulum
Molecular function (GO): procollagen-proline 4-dioxygenase activity; L-ascorbic acid binding; protein binding
Source: RefSeq, a predicted model, not a curated record
ACUUCCCGUCCAGCAAGAGGCGGUAAAGUAUUGUUCGCCGCCAUCUUGGACGAGCAGGAGGCGGAGAAGAAGAAGUUGUUGCGCGUGCUGCUGCUAGCUUGACCGUUCAACAACACGAGAGGGAAUUUGGGGAUUUUGCCGACUGCGUUUGAAACGAGGGAUUUCCUGUUUUCUCGUUUCCGUCAGGAGUAAAUACGUUAUUUUACCCUCCCGUCUGUAGGCUGGAUGGCUUUCUGUUGGUUGCUGAUCCUCCUCCUCCUCACCUGCUCCUCCACCCACGCUGACUUCUUCACCUCUGUCGGUCACAUGACUGACCUGCUGUUCACAGAGAAGGACCUGGUCACCUCCCUGAAGGACUACAUCAGAGCAGAGGAGAGCAAACUGGAACAGAUUAAAAAGUUCAGCUUGUGUUGCCAGACGACCCUGCGCUGCCUCUGUUGUGUGCUUACACGGCUGUGCGUGUGUGUGUGUGUGUGUGUGUGCGCGUCCAGAUGGGCGGACAAACUGGACGUCCUCGCUGCGGUGGCUACCAAGGACCCCGAGGGUUUCCUGGGACAUCCGGUGAAUGCCUUCAAACUGAUUAAAAGGCUGAACACAGAGUGGGGGGAGCUGGAGAACCUGGUGCUCACUGACAUGUCUGAUGCGUUCAUCUCUAACCUCACCAUCCAGAGGCAAUACUUUCCCAGCGACGACGACCAGACUGGUGCCGCCAAAGCUCUGAUGAGGCUGCUGGACACCUACCAGCUGGACACCAACACCAUGUCAACCGGAGAGCUGCCAGGCUCGACCUUGGCCGCCUCACAUCGGAGUGUGCUGACUGUGGACGACUGCUUUGACCUGGGCAAGGUGGCGUACUCAGAGGCAGACUACUACCACACGGAGCUGUGGAUGGUCCAGGCCCUGAAGCAGCUGGAUCAGGGAGAGACCUCCAUCACGGUGGACACCGUCACCAUCCUGGACUACCUGAGCUACUCCGUCUACCAGCAGGGGGAGCUGGAGAGAGCGCUGGAUUUCACUAAGAGGCUGCUGGUGCUCGACCCAACACACCAGCGAGCCAAUGGGAACCUUAAGUACUUUGAGUAUCAGCUGGCUAAGCAGAUUAAGGUGAAGGAGGGGGUGGAGCCUGAGGAGCGACACAGGAAGGAUCGAGCCGACGAUUACCUGCCAGAGAGGAAGAAGUACGAACGGCUGUGUCGCGGCGAAGGUCUCAAGAUGACUCCUCGCAGGCAGAGCCGCCUCUUCUGCCGUUACUACGACAACAAUCGUCACCCAAAGUACGUGAUCGGUCCUGUGAAGGAGGAAGACGAGUGGGACCGCCCUCGCAUUGUCCGGUACUACAACAUCGUGUCUGAUAGGGAGAUGGAGAAGGUCAAAGAGCUGGCCAAACCCAGGCUCAAACGUGCCACGGUGCAUGACCCCCAGACAGGCAAACUGACCACGGCCCAUUACAGAGUGUCCAAGAGUGCCUGGCUCGGAGCCUUUGAACACCCAGUGGUGGACAAGAUCAACCAGAGGAUCGAGGACAUCACCGGCCUGGACAUCACCACUGCCGAGGACCUGCAGGUGGCUAACUACGGCGUCGGGGGACAGUACGAACCUCACUUUGACUUUGGCCGGAAAGAUGAACCAGAUGCCUUUGAAGAGCUGGGGACAGGAAACAGAAUCGCCACCUGGCUGCUUUACAUGAGCGACGUACAGGCAGGGGGCGCCACAGUCUUCACUGACAUAGGAGCUGCUGUCUGGCCCAAAAAGGGGACGGCGGUCUUCUGGUACAACCUGUACCCCAGCGGGGAAGGAGACUAUCGGACCAGACACGCUGCCUGUCCUGUCCUGGUCGGCAACAAGUGGGUGUCCAAUAAAUGGAUCCAUGAACGAGGGCAGGAGUUCAGGAGGCGCUGUGGCCUCCAGGAAAGUGACUGACAACCGACCUUCCUCCUGCUUCAUCUGAGACAUCCUCCUCUUCGACUCAGUCUCACUUCAGACUGCUGAGCCUGUGGCUGCACAUGUGAUCUGACACAUUUAUCUUUAUCUGUGUGUGUGAAUUCUUUUACCCAACACAACAUCAACCAUCCAUUAAUAAUUAUGUUAUUAACUGACAAAUGAAAGCUGCUUUUACCAUAUAAAGUGAGGGAUUGUUCCAAGGAGUUUAAGAAGCCCUUAAAUGGUGCAGAUAAUCUAUUCAGAAUACCUUAAUGUAUUGCACUACAUUGCAUUACAUUACAUUCAUGUAUCCAUUAACAAACCCUUCAGUUCACACCUUAAACAACUGCGUCCCUUUUUCGAGAGCAAGCGAAAGAGCAGCUGUAUUAUACUUCUUUUUACUUUUUAUUAAACCUUUAAUCCAUGCAGAAAAGCCCUUUAAAUAAUAAUUUCCCUAAUCCCAAGUCACAUUCGCAAUGCGUUUUCAAUGACUUUCACUUGUAACAGAGUAUUUUUACUGUGUGUUCUUAGUACUUUUACUGUAGUAAAGGAUCUGAAUGCUGGUCUCCUCAGGGUGAUUGACAGGUCACGUUCUGCUGCAGGUUCUUAUCACUUCACGUCCCCCUCCAACUGCUACGCCCCUCAUAUCCACCAAUACAGUGUGUGUGUGUGUGUGUGUGUGUUUUCAGCCUUGAGGUCAUUCACUCACAAACAGCAGAUAAACACUGGACACACACUUUGUGCCCUCUCACACGCGCUGCUUCACUGACCGUCGUAUUUUCCUCCUUUAAUCCUCUUUAAUUAGAGCAUUCGUCACCUGAACACUCCAUCGGUGCAGAUAUUUUUUAAAUCUCUCUAACAUGUAAAUGUUUAAACCGGUUUCUCUGUCUGUACUGUGCUACAGCCAGCAGCUGGUUAGCCUUGCUCAGCAUAAAGACUGUAAACAAAACCAUCUCACUUAUUAAUGUAUUUCUAUUAACGUGUUUGUUUAGUUCGACUUGAUAAAUUUGUUUAUAUAACUUAUUAAUUUUACAUUUGAUUCAUAAUUUUAUCUCCAUCACAAAGUAACAUCAAGCUGCUGCACGCAGUAAGCUAGUUGAGCUAAUGCUAAGUUUAAGCUAGGUAAUGCUAACCUGAUACCUGCCGUGGAGCUGGAUCACAUGUCCUGAACUGUGCAAUCAGAUCACAGACGUUGAACGGAGUAGCAAAUUACUGAAGUAAAAGUAGUAAUACCACAGUGUAAAAAUACUCUGUUAUAAGUCAAGGUCCUGCGUUGAAAAGGUUACUUUAGUAUAAUCAGGAAGUAUUUGCAGUAGAAUGUUUUUAAAGAGACCAUUUCAGAAAAACAUUAAUGAUGUUACUGAAGCUUUGACAUGUUCAUCACUUCAGUGUUGCAGUUCAUCCAUCACAGCUGGUUGAUUGAUUAUUCAUUCUCUAUCAGUAAUCUAAACUCGAUCAGAUGAAUGUAGUGAAGUAAAAGUACAGUAUUUUCCUCUGCGAUAUGGUGGAGUUGGAGUACAAGUGAGUGGUUACACUGCAGGAUCAGAUGGUGGCCCGGCUGUGUUAGGUCAGUGUAAAUCCAGUACUUGAUACUUCAAUACUUCAGCUGUCAAAUCGAGCCUGAAGCUUCAUGCUGCUGGUGCGGUGCAGGUUUUGAAACUGCGAUAUAAAAAGUCCAUCUGACCGCACUGAGCGAAGGCCGUGGAGUCGGCGAGGAGAGGAGGACUGAUGGCCGCGACUGCGUGAGUAUUGUUUUAAUAUCAACUCCCCUCACUGAGCUCACAUCUGUUUCAGCUGCUGCAGAAAACGUGUCUGCCUCAACUUGAUUUUAUGCAAAGAGAUGUUUGUGUGUGUGAGACCGAAGCGUUUGGUUCAAAGAAAUAAAUGUGAAGCUGUAAAAUAUGUUUGCUGUUGGAACAAAUAAAGUGUCUGUUACUGCUGCA